This is a messenger RNA of Rhodofomes roseus, 1586 nucleotides long. RefSeq lists its product as uncharacterized. The coding region runs from base 125 to 1441 and encodes 438 amino acids. The record is from RefSeq and is a predicted model, not a curated record. The transcript has 2 exons. Lineage: Eukaryota; Fungi; Basidiomycota; Agaricomycetes; Polyporales; Fomitopsidaceae.
GGGGCUCCGGUGCGCCAGAACAACAACUCUACAGACACAACUUGCGGCUAUAGUGCGGUGCAUCGGUGCAACGACAUUUAAAGUGCAUAAUACAUCCUCGGCACCAUCACUCCACUAGAUAAUCAUGCAGACAGUGGGCACACCGAAUCUCCCACCAGAACUAUGCGACAUCGUCGUCGACUUCCUAUGGUCGAACCCCCGGAGCCUCGCCGCCUGCAGCGCCGUGUCGCGCGCGUGGCUGCCCACCGCACGCGUCCACAAGUUCCGCGCGAUCAAGCUGUGCUCCCCGCACCGCUGCAUGCGCCUCGAGCGCGUCCUCGACUCGCCGCUCCUCGACUCGAGCGGCAUCGCGCUGUGCGUCCGCGAUCUGCGGGUUGGCGUGGACUCGGAUGACACUUCGGCCCGAGAGGUCACUGUGCAGGCCUUCUGGAAGAGCGAGCGGCUCGCGCUGCUGCUGCGGCGCUUUACGAGGGUGCACUCGCUGCGGCUGGAGAACCUGACUUGGGCGGACGACCGUCUGCCUCGGCCUACGGCAGAGGCUCUUCUUGCGAUAGCGUCUGGACUGUCACAUCUGCACCUGAAGCGCGUUGUGUUUGACACAACCGACAGCGUCAUGCACAUCUCGUCGGCAUCUCCUACCUUGUCGCGGUUACAGGCGUCCUCUGUGUCGUGGCUGCGUCGAUCACGCACUGUCGCUCGUGCGGAGACUGCUCAGCAAGAGUUGCCGGGAUUGAACUGGCGGCUCGAGCAGCUAGUUUCUGACCCGUCCUCCUACCUCGCGUUCCUCGCAGCGGCAACAUUGUAUCCGCGACUUCUACGCGCUUCGGUCGCGCAUAUGGAGUGGGCAAUCGCUGAGCAGCCGCACAACGCUUGGAUCAGACAACAGGGAGAGAGCGAGGCCGAUGUUGUAGUGCGUAGAAUAAUGGUGGCAGUAGCCAGUGCCACCGUCACCGGAGAGCCCGACGGCCCUAUCGAUCUAGUCCGUGACGAUCCACUCAUCUCCACCAUCGAUUCACUGUACAUCAACAUCUCCAGGCCUGUGCCGGACAGAUCUGCACACGCUUGGGCAGCGAGCAUGCCCGGCUACCUGCAAAACAUCGAUGUCCGCACGAUCGAGUUUAACCUCGGGACCUUCAUCUCGGACUCGUUCCAGCUCGACUCGCUCAACUUCUCCCUGCUGGACAGCGUGCUGACGCUCCUCGUAUCAAGGUCGAAGCGCCCGGAGGUGGUGGUGACGUUCCGCAUGCGAGUCCAGCUGGCGGAAGACAACCUCUGGUGGGCGGACGCGGAGGAGAUUAGAGAUAGGGCAGCCUCGUACUUUCCGCUCCACAUUCCCAAGCUGCUUGCCUUGAGGACUCGUGUGGGCCUUUUGAUGACUUUUUUUCAUCCGUACCGCCCGCUCGCCGCUGAACCGGUCACUAGAGAAGUUUGGUGGACAUAAUAGCUUUAUGUUGGAAUCAUCGUAUUACAUGUCUGGGUUGCAGCUCGCGUCGCAUGUUUCUUGAAUACCUGCCUUUUUGGGCGUGAAGUGCGUGGGAAGUGUAGCGUCGUAAACAUGUGUGUAGGAUGUCAUUACAUAAAUGCUU